Alosa alosa (allis shad) is the source of this 933-nucleotide messenger RNA. RefSeq names its product transcription elongation factor A (SII) N-terminal and central domain containing 2 (gene tceanc2). The record is from RefSeq and is a predicted model, not a curated record. The transcript is spliced from 4 exons. Gene Ontology annotation, biological process: DNA-templated transcription. Bases 98 to 817 code for a protein of 239 amino acids. Lineage: Eukaryota; Metazoa; Chordata; Actinopteri; Clupeiformes; Clupeidae. Gene Ontology annotation, cellular component: nucleus.
AAUACAUUCUCAUGGACAUUCUCUCUGCCAGUAGCUAACUAACAUAAUAAAAAGCGAGGGAAUACGACGUUACCCUAUAAAACACACACGUCGAUGAAUGCGUCUGUUGCUCUGCCACUUGUUUAGGCUAUGUUCAGACACCAUCAACACUAAUAUUAUACAGACGGAAUCUUGGCUACUGGAGAUAUCAAUGGAUAAAUUUGUUGUCAGGUCUCCUAGGAAAGCACCUGAAAAGUCGGCAAUGAAGCAUGGAGAAAAGGUCUAUCGCCAGACCACUAUUGAAUCUCUACGGAGAGUUGUUGUAAUUGAAGACAUCGAACGGUACAAAGCUAUACUUGAAUUAUCUGGUCAAACUAAAGAAAACAUGUUAAUGGCUUUGACGGAACUCAAUAAGAAGAUGCCAUCUAAGGAAGUACUGAGGACCACACAAAUAGGGCAUGUAGUGAAUAAGACGAGAAAGAACGCAGACCCAGAAGUAAACUCUUUGGCUAAGGAGGUCUACAAAAAAUGGAGAACUUUUGUUGAGGAGAAUGCAAACAAACCCUCUAUAGAAGUUCGCUGCGAUAAACAAACCGAGGAGCUGCGGGACAAUGCAAGACGGCUCCUCUCUGAAGCUAUGGGAUUAGAGAAAUCACAUGGCCUUGUGGAGAAUAUUGAGAGAGAAGUGUUCCAUCAAAGUGUUCGUCUUAUUAAUGGUGGUUACAGACGAACUGUGAGGGCCUUGGUCUUUGCCCUGAAACACAAGCCUGACUUAAGAGCUCAAGUGAAGGAUAGUAAGCUUUCUGUAAACAUCCUUGUUAAAGACCACAAAAAAUGACAGUGCAACAGAAGACAUUUUUGAAGAAUAUGUGGACAUACUGCUGCUUGCAUCAACAAGAAAAACUUUUUUUUACUGUUUUAAUUUUUUAAUGAAUGAGUUUUUUACUAUGACUU